This is a messenger RNA of Prunus armeniaca (apricot), 1731 nucleotides long. Lineage: Eukaryota; Viridiplantae; Streptophyta; Magnoliopsida; Rosales; Rosaceae. The record is from the annotation of a GenBank genome assembly.
AUGGGGGUUCAUGGCACUUGGGCAGACAUCAAGGGCUUUGCUCUCCAAGUUCUUACAGGUCGGUGGCUCAUGCUGUUUGCCUCAUUUCUAAUGAUGGCUAGUGCUGGUGCAAGCUACAUGUUUGGCCUCUACUCAAAUGACAUCAAAUCUGUCCUUGGUUACAACCAAUCCACCCUCAACAUGAUCAGCUUCUUCAAGGACUUGGGGGCCAACGUUGGCAUCUUCUCUGGCCUAAUCAAUGAAGUCACACCCCCAUGGGUGGUCUUAUCAAUUGGUGCAGCAUUCAACUUUUUUGGGUACUUCAUGAUAUGGCUUGCCGUGACAGAAAAAAUAGCCAAGCCCCAAGUCUGGCACAUGUGCUUGUACAUCACAAUGGGAGCAAAUUCACAUACUUUCAUCAACACAGGAGCUUUUGUCACAUGUGUAAAGAACUUCCCGAGAAGCCGUGGCCUCUUGAUCGGGCUUUUGAAUGGCUACAUUGGCCUGAGUGCAGCUGUGAUUGCACAGCUAUACCAUGCUUUCUAUGGUGAUGACACAAAGUCCUUCACUUUGUUUGUGGCAUGGCUUCCUUCAGCUGUUUCUUUGAUAUUUCUUCGUACGAUUCGGAUAAUGAAGGUUAUACCACAGAAGAGAUAUUACAAGGUGUUAUCUAAAUUCCUCUAUAUCUCACUUGGAUUGGCAGGGUACUUGUUAAUUAUAAUCAUAGUAGAGAAAAAGGUGAAUUUCACACAAAUUGAGUAUGGUGGAAGUGCAGCUAUAGUGCUUUUCUUGCUCUUUCUACCACUUGCUGUUGUUGUUGCAGAAGAGUAUAUUUCUUGGAGGACCAAGCAAUCUUUGAGCACUGCAAAUAUUGAAAUUCCAUCACCAGAUUCAACCCAUGUGGACCAAAACAAGCUUUCUAGUUGGAAACAUGUGUUUAGUCCACCAGAGAUAGGAGAAGACCACUCAAUACUCCAAGCAGUGUUCAGCAUUGAGAUGUUGACUUUGUUCUUGACCACAUUGUGUGGCCUAGGUGGCAUGUUGACAAUGAUGGACAAUUUGGGUCAGAUUGGAACUGCCCUAGGAUACUCCUUGGAAAGCAUAAGCACUUUUGUGUCACUCGCAAGCAUAUGGAUUUACCUUGGAGAAGUAAUGGUGGGUUUGCUCUCAGAAAUCUUUAUCACAAAGUACAAGUGUCCAAGGCCUCUCAUGUUCACUUUCUCCCUUUUUCUGUCCUGCAUUGGUUACCUUCUAAUUGCCUUCAAUGUCCCAAAUGGUCUCUAUGUAGCUUCAAUAAUCACAGGGUUUUGCUUUGGUGGGGUAUGGCCAUUGCUUUUUUCAAUAAUUUCUGAGAUUUUCGGGCUCAAGCAUAUCUCUACGCUCAACAAUGUUGGGGCAAUGGCUUGCCCACUUGGGUCAUAUUUGCUUAAUGUGAAGGUCACAGGGUAUCUUUAUGAUAGGGAGGCAGAGAAGCAAUUGAGAGCUUUGGGAUUGGAGAGGAAGCCUGGGGAGGAGUUGAAUUGCAGUGGAGGACAAUGCUUCAAAUUACCCUUCAUUAUAAUCACUGCAGCGACAUUGCUUGGUGUGCUUGUUUCCCUGGUUUUGGUGUUUAGGACUAGGAAGUUUUAUAACAGUGACAUUUAUAAAAAGUUCAAAGAUGAGACAAGAGCAGCAGAGUCUGAAACAGUGGUGGCCAAAAACCCCAAUGUUGGGCUACCAAAGUUGGAAGCUAAGAUUGAUUUAAAAAGCUGA